Molecule: messenger RNA, 2158 nt
Organism: Fimicolochytrium jonesii
Lineage: Eukaryota; Fungi; Chytridiomycota; Chytridiomycetes; Spizellomycetales; Powellomycetaceae
Product: Rho GTPase activation protein
Exons: 4
Coding region: 236-1891 (551 amino acids)
Biological process (GO): activation of GTPase activity; signal transduction
Molecular function (GO): GTPase activator activity
Source: RefSeq, a predicted model, not a curated record
CUUGAAGAUCAAGUUGCCGUUGAAUGUUGAACGCGCUGGCCGCUCUCUCCAUACAGAAAUAUGUAAACCCGCCGCAGAGACGGACGGAGGCGUUCCUCCACUCCACUCACAACCACACGCACCUCCAUUCGCUCUAUUCAUCACCGAUCUACUGUAUACAGCAUCAAUUCAGUCAGUCGCCGCCGCAUAUAACGCCAGAGAGAUUGGCACUCGUUCUCCACUGCUAUCAAACAACAUGCCUGUGGUAGUGGGCCAGCCCGCGUGGGAAGGAGGCGCUUCUAGUCCAGGCGCGCUAUCAGCCAGCUUGGUUCUGCCAACAACGGACAGGGAUGCAAGCUCAAGGAAGCGGCACUUAUCUUGGAGCAACAACGGCGAGUAUCCUCAGGCACCCCUGUCUAUUCCGCAGAGAGUCGAGUCUAGAGAUCCGUUGAACGCAAAGAGCUAUGCGGAGCUGACACCUAGGGAGCUGACGAUGCUGCAGCAGGCUGCGUUUGCGAGGUUGAACGCCAUUUUCAAACAUUACAAAAUGAAGCCCAUGCCUGGGGCAAUGCUGGACACAAUAGCCGCAGAAACCACGGGCGGCACAUCAAAGAGUAGCCGGAAGCUAUUCUUCUGGAACAAAUCCCGAUCGAAAGACGCUGAUUAUAUCCCAAAGGAAAACGAAACGCCUUCCAUAACCAAUACCUAUCUAGUGAGAUCGCUGGACACAGCUUCGGCUGCUCGAGACUCGAAUCAACGGAAUGGCAAAACUUUGCAAAUUCCGGUGCUGAUACACGAAUGCGUUGCCUUUCUCCGGAGAAACGGUCUCCAAGCCACCGGUGUAUUUCGCGUGAAUGGUUCGGAGCGGCGCAUGGGUCAGCUGUUCGCCUCGUUCAAUACACCACCAGACUACGGCCGCGCAGAAUCAUUAGAUGGAUACUCUGUGUAUGAUGUCGCGGGGGUUCUGAAAAAGUACCUUCGGAGCAUCCCCGAGCCACUGUUGACCAGAGAGCUCUAUCCUCAAUUCAUCAAAUGCCUGGAUAUUCCGGCGGAAGGAGGCACACGGAUCCGGGCUUUCCGAUUGCUCAUCAUGCUACUGCCCGCGGCGCAUCUGGUGUUAUUGGAAACUCUCCUUGACCUGUUCAAGGAGAUACUGGCAAAUUCGAGUUAUAACCAGAUGAGCGCACACAGCAUCGCUCGCAUCAUCAGUCCGAAUAUAUUACGGCCACGGGAAUCCAACUCGAAAAAGCAAGGGCUAGAAGAGUACGAACGCGGGACCUAUAUUCUGGAAUACUUGAUCCAGAACGAACAGCAUCUGAGGAUAACCAACUGGAGCGUACAACCGUUCCAAAUCCUUGACAUAGGGUACUAUCAGAUCAUUCCUCAGGAAUCGAUGGGAAUCAGCACACUCCCGCGCCAGGGUAGCUCGGAGAGACUGCGCCAGAAGACGGAGCCUGCACGACGCAGCGCUCGAGAUUUUGAGGUUGUGCUGCCAGGCCCCGAACUGGCAGACUAUCCCACGCAUCACGAGGAUCAGGAAAAUGUGGUAGCGUCAGGGACCCGGAUACGGCGGGUCAAGACUGUGCCAUCGAAAAGGAGUCGAGCUACCCCAACAAUAGAUCCUGCACCAGUAGAACUCCCGCACACCGCGUCAUCACAGUCCUUACAAGAUCUCCAGCACUAUCGACGGAAACACACGUAUGCAUCUCACAAACUAGUGAAGCCAACACCCCCUCCCAUAGAACCGCCCCAACUACAGCGGCGUGCAAUGACGGUCGCGUCCACUCCGUCGAAAUCUUCGUUGGGAAGUGCGUCACUCCGACGGCAAAUCUUAGUUCCGCCCCGGAUGGAAGAAUGGGAGGUUGUCAACGCACAGCUGCUUGGUGCUGAGAUCAAAUCUCGGCGUUACUAAAGUUAACCGCAAAAGUAAUGGCCAUCAAUAGCAUUUUACUGGGAUACUGCCUGGGCAAUGUAACCCCUAGCCUAAGAGGACUUCCCACAUUUUGUUCACAUGACGUGAUCGUCUUCAACCAUUGAUUUUGUCGAUAUGGAAUCUUCUGAAUCACCUGCGCGGAUGUCGAAGUAGAUAAGUGCGCUGCGAAAAGCUUGAAUCCAACAGUGCCCGGAGAUCUCGUUAAGGGCUCCUAUAUCGUGGCUUUCUCAACGCAAUCUGACGCCC